AUGGCCACCCCGAUCAAGUUCAGUUUUUCCGUGAGGAGCAUCCUGGAUUUGCCGGAGCGCGAUGCGGAGGCGGCGCCGCGGUCCUCCCCGCUGUACUCCUCCUGCUCCUCCAGCUCACCGUACAGCUCCUGGAUGGACUGCGACCGGAGCCCAUGCAUCUCAUCUGAUGAAGGCAGUCUCGAGGCCUCCCCUCACUCCACCAAAGCGGACGACUCGUCCCCGGACUCGGAGCCCGACAAGAGCAAGAAGAGCAAGAAGCGCCGGGUGCUGUUCUCCAAGGCCCAGACCCUGGAGCUGGAGAGGCGCUUCCGCCAGCAGCGCUACCUGUCGGGCCCGGAGAGGGAGCAGCUGGCCCGGCUCCUCAGCCUGACCCCGACCCAGGUGAAGAUCUGGUUCCAGAACCACCGCUACAAGAUGAAGAGAGGCCGGGCGGACGGAGCGCUGAUGCUCGACUUGGAGAUACCGCAUCCUCCGCUGCUGCGCCGGGUCGUGGUCCCGAUCCUGGUCCGGGACGGGAAACCGUUUCACACCUGCUUACUCGACACGGAGAAAGCGGGCUGUUUACACCCGUCUCAAGGCAUCCCUUUCCCCUUAGCCUACCCGUCUCUUCAGCACCCGUCCUCCGUGGCGCUUCCUCCGCGGUACCACCAGCACUUUCCCACCGCGGCGGCCUCCAGGUUCGCGUGGAGAGACUUUUGGAGCGACUCGGUCCACUUUAACUCCUUCAAGUGA
Molecule: messenger RNA, 732 nt
Organism: Cyclopterus lumpus (lumpfish)
Lineage: Eukaryota; Metazoa; Chordata; Actinopteri; Perciformes; Cyclopteridae
Gene: nkx2-9
Product: NK2 transcription factor related, locus 9 (Drosophila)
Exons: 2
Coding region: 1-732 (243 amino acids)
Biological process (GO): regulation of transcription by RNA polymerase II; cell differentiation
Cellular component (GO): nucleus
Molecular function (GO): DNA-binding transcription factor activity, RNA polymerase II-specific; RNA polymerase II cis-regulatory region sequence-specific DNA binding
Source: RefSeq, a predicted model, not a curated record